AUGGCCACCACAGCUACUUCAGCCGCCGGUCCUAUCGAGCAGGCUAUCAGAGAGAAACUAUCUUCCACUUUCAAGCCAAGUGUGCUGGAAAUACGCAAUGACAGCUCUAAGCACCAGCAUCAUUCCGCCAUGCGAAAUAAUACCAGCGGCGAAACUCAUUUCUCAGUUCAUAUCGUUUCGGCCCUUUUCGAAGGCAAGGCAACUCUACAACGGCAUCGACUUGUUCACAGCACACUGCGCGAAGAAUUAGAGGGAGGACUACAUUCGUUAUCUCUCAGCACGAAAACUGAACAAGAAGUCGCGGAGUCUCCGAGUCAACAGUCCUAA
Mycena indigotica is the source of this 327-nucleotide messenger RNA. RefSeq lists its product as uncharacterized. Lineage: Eukaryota; Fungi; Basidiomycota; Agaricomycetes; Agaricales; Mycenaceae. The record is from RefSeq and is a predicted model, not a curated record. The transcript is spliced from 4 exons. The coding region runs from base 1 to 327 and encodes 108 amino acids.